CCGGAAGCAUGCUAGCCAUGUAACAUCCCUCACUUGACAGAAAUUAAAUUCGCUGCUGGCUUUCUAGGCACCUUACCCAUGAGCGAAUUGAGACAAGCACCGCGGUGAAGCCACAGGCCCUGAGGGGGAGAUGACUAAGGAGGAUGUUUCAGAGCCUGUCGAGGGGGACACUGUCCUGGGCUGCCACACUAGACUCUCUUCCCAUCAGCGGCCAGUCAUCCACCAGGUGGCUUCUGCACCUAUGCCCAGUGACUGUGAGUUUUCCUUCUUUGAUCCCAGUGAGCCCCAGUGCAGGGAGGUACUUGUGGAUCCCAGCACCACCAUCCCAGAGCUGUUUGCUGUCCUCAGACAGUGGGUGCCUCAGGUUCAGAAGAACAUCGACUUAAUUGGCAAUGAGAUCCUAAAAAGAGGCUGCGGUGUGAAUGAUCGUGAUGGCCUGACAGAUAUGAGCCUCCUGCACUACUGCUGCAAAGCUGGGGCUCCAGGCAUUGGUGAUGCAGAGACAGCAGCCAGUUUUGCCCGCCAGCUUCUUGCCCUCGGUGCUGAUCCUAACCUCCGCUCUCGUUGGACUAACAUGAGGGCAUUGCACUACGCUGCCUACUUUGAUGUGCCCCAGCUUAUCCGGGUGGUGUUGCAGGCGUCUCUGCCUGGAGAGAUAGACGCUACCUGCAGUGACUUUGAUUUUGGCACCGCCCUGCACAUCGCUGCAUCGAAUCUGUGCACCUCAGCUGUGAAAUGUCUUUUGGAGCUGGGAGCAAACCCUGCUUUCAGAAAUGAAAAAGGCCAGUGCCCUGCAGACGUAGUGCCUGAUCCUCUAGACAUGCCCUUGGAUAUGGCAGAUGCAGCUGCUGUGGCCAAGGAACUCCGCACUUUGCUGAGAGAAGCUUUACCCCGGCCCAGUUCCCCUCUGCCCCUCACACUGCAAGCUCAGUCCCCUCCUGCUCUCUCCGAUAAGGCCAGGAUUCAACUUGCCAACAUGGGUAUCCGACUAGGUGACCGUGUGGUGAUAGCUGGACAGAAGGUAGGGACGCUGCGAUUCUGUGGCAGCACAGAGUUCUCUGGAGGCCUUUGGGCUGGAGUGGAACUGGACAAACCAGAGGGAAAGAAUGAUGGAUCUGUUGCAGGAGUUCAGUAUUUCACCUGUAGACUCAGAUAUGGAAUAUUUGCGCCUCUCUCUAAGAUAAGCAAACCUUUGGAAAGGCAUAAAAGCAACACAACAAAGACAUCCAUGCCCGUCCGCCCCCCUCGGCGAAUUGACCUAUCUCGCAUCACUUCUAAGAUUAACACAGGUUUAUCUACAUCUGUCACAAAAUCACCUGAUAUCCAAAAAGGUCCCAAUCAGGACCCAAUCACAGAGGGAGACGCCUCAUUGACAGAGACAGGUGUUCUGUCCCGCUCCCUGUCAUCUUCAUCCUCCUCACUGGACUCUCGUCAUGGGCCUGGCGUCCGACCUCGUCCAUUACCAAGACGUCUUCCUGCCAGGCAACGGCGGGAGCGUAUUUCUCCAAGUCCUAGGACUACACCUUCACCGGCCCCACGCCUGUCACCUGGAACCACUGCAUUUACUCCUACAGCUCUUCGAAGCCGAACACCUUCAGCAAAUAGUUCAGUGUGUGAGGGCUCUGAGGUGCGCCUCGGGGAGAGGGUGCUGGUGGUAGGCCAGCGAACCGGUGUAGUCCAGUUCUACGGCAAGACCAGCUUUGCUCCAGGGCUGUGGUUGGGCAUCGAACUAGACAAGCCAAGCGGUAAGAACGACGGCUCAGUGGGAGGAGUCAGGUACUUCAGCUGCCCACCCAAACAUGGCGUCUUUGCACCUCCCUCUCGUGUUCAAAGGAUCCAUGGAUCUGUUGAUUGCCUAUCUGAGCUCUCCUCAGCGCGCCUCAGUCAUUCUUUCAGUGGGACAAUCCGUCGCAGUUUUAGCACAUCAUCAGCCAUUGCUACACCGAAGGAGACAAGCAGAAGAAGUCCUGUUACCAGAAGCCGUUCCACUCCUCACCGUCGACGCUGGAGCACGCUCAGUGGAGGUAGCAGUGGUGUUUCUGGUAGUACGGCAGGCUCCAGCUCUGACGGACAGGUCCGCCUUCAUGUUGGCAUGCAGGUCCUGUUGAGCAGUGCCAAUGAGAUGGCGUUCAUCCGUUACCUGGGAACAGCGGACUUUGCUCCAGGGCUCUGGCUGGGCUUGGAGCUCCGAAGCCCCAAGGGCAAGAAUGACGGCUCCGUGGGCGGUCGGCGCUAUUUCACGUGCCGACCCGGCUACGGUGUGCUGGUCCGUCCCAGCCGGGUCACCUACCGAGGCAUCAACGGUUCACGCUUAGUCAAUGAAAGCAGUUGAGGACCUAAGGGAGGACCGUGGGAGGGUUUCACAACAGAUCCGUGGAAAUUUAAAAUGUUUCAACUCUCUUUUUAUAAUUUACUCAAAUCAUGGCAUUUUAUGCUUAAAUUACUAAUAUUUUAAUGUAGUGCGAUGCAAUGGAGGACAUGUGGGGUCACAUCUAUUUGUAGGUCAGAUUUGAACCGCUAGAUUUUUUUUUUUUUUUUUUUUUUUUUUUUUUUUUUUUGAAAAAAAUGGAGUAAAAAGCACUUUAUUGAAGAAAUGUGAAAUUCCUAUAAGGAUUUAUCUUGGCAGGAUGCUUUGAAGAAGUCUAAUAAGACAUAAAACGCUGCACUACUUUUAAUCUGAUUGCACUGAUAGACAUCAAUAUGAUAGAUCAGAAUUUAACAAAUUGGAUAGUAUGGAUGUGUACACAAGAAAGACUAUUUCUAUAGCCAAAGGUAAUUUUGAUCACAUCAAGAAAAGAUUUUAUCAGAUAAUUUAGGUGGUUAUGUAGCAUACUCACUAACCAAAAGUAUGCAUGUGUUUAUGUGCGUGUGUACGCGUGCAUGCGUGUAUUAAUUAAGAGCACUUUGAAAUGAGAGAAUGAUAGGUUUUUUCCUUGGGUCAUCAUAUUGGGUAUCAGUCUUAAAGAUAAUUGAUGAAAACUGAGUCAAAACUGGUUUUUUUAGCUGAUGAAUCAAUGUGAAUUAAAUCAGAAUUAAUUUAGGUAAGACCUCAAUCAACCUACAUCAAAACCAAACUCCAUCAACACAGGUUCAUCCUACACACAUCAGUCUCUGCUUCAGAUUGUCUGUUAACCACACGGAGAUGAUAAUGGGGCAGCUCCAUCUCUCCUCUACCUGCUACCCUGUUUGCUCUGAUUCCUCUGCUGAAAAGAGACUGAAACUACAACUAAAUGGCCUAACUGUUUCAUGUUUCCUGAAUCAAAUCAAAUGUCUAAUUGAGAUUACCUUGACAAGUUCAUUAAUGUCAGUUUGGGGACCCUAUUGAUGACUCAGUCUGGCUACAAAUCCAAUUUGUAAACGUUUCUAUUUUCUUGACCUGCUGUCGUCUGUGGCUUGUUGGUUUCAGUGUAUCUCACUGACGAUUUAAACUGUUUGGCUAUUCAUUACUUCACCACUGAGGUUAUCUUUUUAUCAGUCUUUUUUUUUCUCUAGCAGCAUUAAGCAGGAUUUUCAUGAAACUUAAAAUUUAGACCAGAUCCAUAAAAAGUGAUGGAUCCUGAAUUUUUCAUUUUUUUCCCCCAACAUUACUAGAUGGACUGAAUUACUGGACUAUGAGGCCUUGCCACAGGUAUACACUCUUGCAGGGCUCUUCUAGCCAUAGUUUAAUAUCAUUACACUUAUUGAAGAGCACAUCUCAGAAUACAGGAUGUGGUGCAAUUGUAUUUGAUGCCUAAUUUAAGCAGCUUGACACAGGAAGUAUGCAAUCACCCAGAAGUUCCAAGGAGAGUUUGCCAUCUGAUUAGAGCAGUCGAGUCAAGUCAGCAGAGAACAAACCAUUGAUUGUGCAUGUGGAAAACAGGCCCACUAUUCAGUAAAACACUCAUGUACCAUCCAAUUAGAGUGUGGAGGCCACAACAGUAGCUGCAGAAUCUCCAAUGGCCCUCUCUCAUUGAUCCGUCUGGUCAGUCCCCCCCCAGUGAGUGAAAAGCCAUGGAUUUAGAGCCAUAGGUUGUCUAAAAUAUCCACUGCGCAUCUGUGAUAUAAAAAGGGAGACUUUUAUAGCACAGACUUUAUGAAAUCCUGUUGAAAUAUUUUAAUCAACACUGUCCUCUUUGAAAAUAGCAGCUCAUUUGCAUUAAGGCCAUCGCUGUGAUAAUUUCUGUCUUUGAAAGUGGUCCACAUUUCCAAUCUCAUCUCUAGAUAUAGUUGCAUAUUUGUGCAAUCCCAGUUGUGUUAUCAGCACGAGUGAUUUAAAGUUUCUCUGACGGGGUGUGAAAGUCUUUUUGCGCGGUGCUCAAAUUGUUCAUGCUAUGUAUAUUAUGAUUUUGAAGUAUGUGUGUGAUGGGUUUGGUGUGAUGCAUUCACAUGUUUAAAAAAAAAAUAACAGUAUUUGUAUUUAAAAAAA
This is a messenger RNA of Sphaeramia orbicularis (orbiculate cardinalfish), 4405 nucleotides long. RefSeq names its product CAP-Gly domain-containing linker protein 4. The record is from RefSeq and is a predicted model, not a curated record. Lineage: Eukaryota; Metazoa; Chordata; Actinopteri; Kurtiformes; Apogonidae. The transcript has 16 exons. Gene Ontology annotation, molecular function: microtubule plus-end binding. Gene Ontology annotation, biological process: cytoplasmic microtubule organization. Bases 131 to 2332 code for a protein of 733 amino acids. Gene Ontology annotation, cellular component: cell cortex; microtubule plus-end; nucleus.